AUGGUGCAUAGAAACCCAGAGACAUUUGCUUACAUGUUCAAAAGAACCCCAAACACUCAAACUUAUUCAUCUAUCCUUGAAUAUGCUCAAAAGAACCCCAGAUGGCUGAAUUCUUCACAUCCCCUCCUCAUUCUCUCUCCUAGGAAACAAUCAGAAAUCAAGCCUGUUAUUCUUUUUGGUAAAAAACUAGGGUUGCAAAUUAAAAUAAAAAGUGGUGGCCAUGACUAUGAAGGUAUCGCCUUUAGGUAUAAAACCCCAUUUGUCAUGCUUGAUUUAAUCAAUCCUGAUGAUAUCAAGAUUGAUUUAAAAGAAGAGACACUUUGGGUACAAGCAGGAGCAACCCUUGGCCAACUUUACUAUGCAAUUGCCAAAAAAAGGAAAGUGCAUGGUUUUGCAGGAGCUGUCUGUUUUAGUAUUGGCACCAGAGGGAUUAUUAGUGGUGGAGGGAUUGUUACUAUGAUGAGAAAAUAUGGUUUAGCAGCAGAUAAUGUUAUCGACACCCGUGUAAUGGAUGUCAGUGGAAAAAUCCUUGAUAGGAAGAAAAGGAAAGAAGAUUUAUUUUGGGCAAUAAGAGGAGGUGGAGGAGCAAGUUUUAGUGUUAUUCUUGCAUGGAAACUCAAACAUGUUCGUGUUCCAGAGAAGGUUACUAGUUUCACAGUUACAAGAGGUUAA
Molecule: messenger RNA, 672 nt
Organism: Nicotiana attenuata
Lineage: Eukaryota; Viridiplantae; Streptophyta; Magnoliopsida; Solanales; Solanaceae
Product: berberine bridge enzyme-like 22
Exons: 2
Coding region: 1-672 (223 amino acids)
Molecular function (GO): oxidoreductase activity; FAD binding
Source: RefSeq, a predicted model, not a curated record